ACGGAAUAUAUGGAUCUGGUAAGCAUUCGGAUAGUAGAGGGUAGUACGCAUUAUCUACCCCAACAUCCCGCCUUCCUUAUUGUUCCUAGGAAAUGGACGGCUGGGCGUUAUCAUCCACAAGUAUCAGUAUAAUAUCCAUACCCGUACAGUGGCUCGUUCUCGUCGCACAAUUUACUCUUGUUCCAGUUUUUUCAAGUCAUUAAUACCUGUGUAAUUGCAGUCGGUUCUAUGCUUGGAGCUCGUAUUGUACAAAGCAUCACUCAAUCUGUCUCAAAUUAUCCUUGCCUGGAGUUUCCUGUCUCUUAUAGAAGUCGAGCGUACAUUGUCGAAAAUGCAGCGAAGAAACCUCAUCUUUCUUGCGCUAUCAGCGCUCUGCCGCGCCCAAGUCUUCUACAACAAGACGUCCGGCGCAUUCGUCUGCACCAAGGCCAACGCCAACUUCUGCGCCGGCGACAGCCUCCAAACAGAUGUCAUAUUCCGCUGCAACGCCUCCGCCCUGGCCAUCCCCGACCUCUGUUCUAACAACCUCGCCGACGUGCCCGAGGUAGGCACGAAACCCGCCGCCCUCUGCUACCAGGGCGACCCCACCUCGGGAACCGCGACAUGCGAGUACCACGGCAUCGCCUAUCCCGAGGACGGGAGCGACCCGUACUCGAUCCCAGCAGGCGACGGCACAGCGCUUCCCCCUCCAACGAACAGCGCCCCUCCGCCGCCGGCCACGAACUCCACGGCGCCGCCGGCCGAUUGCCCGACCACGGUCGUCCCUCCGCACAACUAUACCCGCACGCCCUCGUUCACCUUGUCCUCGCCGAUCGGGACGGGUACGGGAGGUCCCAGGCCGCCGUACGAUGGAAAUAACACGUCCAAGCCGGGUCCCCCGGGCACCACCAUCACCCCCUCUUACCGUACGCCGGUGGGUCCAUCAGGCACGACUGGCGGCACGCGCCCGCCGAGCUUUACAGGCGGAGCGACUUCGGUGCUGUGGUCAAAUGCUGGAAUGGGUGCGGUGGUGGGGUUAAUCUUGGCGGCCGUUGGGUUAUGAUGGCCGGUGAUUGCGAAAUGUUUAUGAGGAAGCGACUCUAAUGAUAUAUAUGUAAUACGACCUCCUAGAUGGUUACGUGGGAUGUUGGGACGAGGAAUACACGGUAAUCUUAAUGUAAUGAAUGGGUAGCCGGUACAUAGGGUGGGCGCGGGAUUGGAUCAAUGGCGUGGAAAAGGUC
Molecule: messenger RNA, 1220 nt
Organism: Eremomyces bilateralis CBS 781.70
Lineage: Eukaryota; Fungi; Ascomycota; Dothideomycetes; Eremomycetales; Eremomycetaceae
Exons: 2
Coding region: 332-1042 (236 amino acids)
Source: RefSeq, a predicted model, not a curated record